AUGAAUUCAAAAGUUAAGAUUACACCUGAUCAUAAACAUUCCAUUUUAACUCCAACAAACGAAGAGAUUAAAUUAUUUUUACUUUCUUCUAGUCUUCGUCAAAACAACCAAAAGCCUCAAAAUGACACACAGGAUAAUGUUUUAUCAAAACCACCACCACCACCAAAUAGAGGAGCAUUAUUUGUUAAGGAAUAUAGAUUUGCACAAGUUUUGUAA
This is a messenger RNA of Entrophospora candida, 216 nucleotides long. NCBI's taxonomy places the organism in Eukaryota, Fungi, Glomeromycota, Glomeromycetes, Entrophosporales, Entrophosporaceae. The record is from the annotation of a GenBank genome assembly.